AUGGCUACACCAUCCACAUCUCCCGAUGCGCCUCCAACGAAUCCACCAAGGAGCAAUAACCUCCGCAACCCUCUUCCCCUCUCAGCCCCCCAAGAACAAGAAGUGAAAUUAUUGUUCCACAAGCGUGUACGAGGCUAUUGCGCCCCAGAGAUUAAAGCAUUUGCCGAAUGCGCCGUUAACCGCACCAUUACUGCAACAUGGGUCUGUCGCCAGCAGCGACUUGCAAUGAAUUCGUGCAUGAUCGCACACGCAAAACCUGAAGAAGAGGAUCGCGCACGUGAAGAGUGGUUCGCGGGGAUUGAAGAACGGCGUCGCGCGCGCGAUGAGGAGCUCGCUGGUGUUGAGAGGCGGCGUGCGGAGGUUCAAAAGCUGAUGCGCGAAGAUGAGAUCCGGAGACGAGAGGCCAAAAAAUGA
Penicillium brevicompactum is the source of this 414-nucleotide messenger RNA. RefSeq lists its product as uncharacterized. The record is from RefSeq and is a predicted model, not a curated record. Gene Ontology annotation, cellular component: mitochondrion. Lineage: Eukaryota; Fungi; Ascomycota; Eurotiomycetes; Eurotiales; Aspergillaceae. Bases 1 to 414 code for a protein of 137 amino acids. The transcript has 2 exons.